UCAGUGGGGAUUACACAGAAAUGCUGUGAUCACUUCGUGAUAUAAAGGUGGCCUAAAGUAGAUUUGCACCGCCGUAGGCUGUCCUAUUAAUCAUUUAUGUCACUCCUUGAUAUAUAUGCUUGAGACUACACCGAUGGUCAGACCUCAGGCUCAAGUGUGAAGUGACCGUAUCUCUUCACGUCUUGAGACAUACAGCCAUAGUCAUAUGGUCCUAAAGCCUGGCCGGAUUAAUUGGUACAAAUGUCACGAGACACAACCUGUAAAUCUUCCGACGACAACACAAAGGGGUUAGGAGUGGUUGUUCAUUCCCAGCGUACGAACAAGAGUGCACCAUCCCUGCAUGGAGCUGCAGCUACUGUUAAAAAAACAUCGAGAAGCAAUGCCAGACUACCAAAGAACAGAGGCAGUGGCAGCAGUGUUGGGGACACACCUAAGGCUCCGUCUAAGAAAGCACCACGCCCCUCCGAUAGCCUAAAUCCAAAAACCAUUGAUCCAUUUGCAGAUGCAUCAAAGCCAAAGAGUGCUUUCGCUGCAACAUACUCCAGUGGAGACAUCCCUUGCAGACUGGAGCAUGGAAAUGUGAAGCACAAGAUAUCGUGGAGCACCCAUCUCAACCAGAUACCUUUCAAUCCUGUGCUUGUAUAUCUAGCAGAGGGCCUUAGGGAAACUAAGCACCCGUACAACUUUGUCGCCAAGACAGGAUUUCGUGAACUGCUACGGGCUGAUGGGGCCAAAGAGAAGGCCACCCCACUUGUUCCAAAACUCAUCCAACCUAUAAAGCUUGCUCUGAUGCACAGUGAUGAUGGAGUGUUUGAGGGCACUCUAGAGGCUCUUAUGGAUCUGAGUAAAUGUGUAGGCCCAGCACUUACCCCUCACCUUAAGAAUCUAUUAAUGCCAUUAUCAAAAAGAAUGAUGACAAAUACCUUUCGUGAGAAGGUUUGGACAGCAUUACAGUGCAUAGAAACUGCAGGAGGGAAGGAGUGCUUGGCAAUCAUCAAGGCAAAGGUUCCAACAUACUCUUCAGUUAUGUAACAUUCCAUAUACAAGCAUUGAUGGGAAUUUAUGGGUUUCUCCCUUUGUGGGAUGUCAAGAGAAAGUUUCUGUGUAGUUAUAUAGUUGUUUUUUCAGCGAGCAGCUCAUCAUUAAAAUGCAUAAUAGAAUAUCGUAAAUAACUUUAUUGUCUUUUGCCAUGCAGUCAUGGCUCUAGUACAAAGUCACCCAAGUGGUAUUAGUUAGAUGUAGGCUAAUGUAGUGAAUACAAUAUGUGCAAUACAUUUGUAUAUAUAUCCUGACACGUAGUCUACACUGUUGUAGGCACAGUCAAUUAACAUGUCAUUUUUUCGACAGUAUAGUUUUUAAUGUAGAGAUCUUCUCUUACGAUCGUUUAUAUUCUCAUCAUUUAUGAAUCACUCGUUCAUUACUUAAAAACAUCAUUUAGGAAUUCCAGUUUUGACGACAUGAUAUCCGAUGAAUAGUUAGUUGUCCGAGUAUUUGACCUGAUCAGCAUUAUGAACCCCAGUGAUAUGCAUUUCAAAUGAUAAAUAACUGUAUUUUCCGUCCAAGCUAAUUAAGCAGUGAAGUCAUGUUAAAUACAUUGUACAACAUUUUUGUAUAUAUAUUUUAAGCACAUAUGCACAUUUUAUUCUAUGUACUUUAGGAAUAUAAUAUGUAACUUUUACUGAGCAUAAUUUAUUUUUUUGAACUGAUGUAAUGAAUGUUAUUAUUGAAUUAGUAAAAUAAACUUUCACAUUAGAUUAUAAUGAA
Priapulus caudatus is the source of this 1764-nucleotide messenger RNA. RefSeq names its product PACRG-like protein. The transcript has 8 exons. NCBI's taxonomy places the organism in Eukaryota, Metazoa, Priapulida, Priapulimorpha, Priapulimorphida, Priapulidae. The coding region runs from base 241 to 1032 and encodes 263 amino acids. The record is from RefSeq and is a predicted model, not a curated record.